AUGGAAGAUUCAACAAUGCAGGAGCAACAACAGUUUGUCGAAGUAAACGAUGAUUCCAUCAUGAACGAGGCAGCUGAAUCUACAGCGGAACAUGAAGAACAGUCAGAACAACUUAUUGAAGAAAAACAGCCCGAACAACAGGAAGAGCAACCCUUGGAACAACCUGCUGAACAGCCUACUGAGCAACCUGUUGAGCAGCAAACAGAAGCUUCAGUAGAACAGCAAAAUGACCAACCGACUGAACAGCCAAUGGAACCAUUGGUUGAGCAGCCAACUGAGCAAUUUAAUGCAGAAGAGAUGAAGCUUGAUGAACAAUCUAAUCCUCAGUCGACAGAUGAACAAGAGCAACAAGAGCAACAAUUGGAAGAUGAACCAAUGGAAGAAGAUAAAACAGAACCAAAAAAGGAAGAAACUCAACAAGAAGAAGAGACUAUGGCGCCUUUGUUAAGUGCUCCUGCGUCAUGGCAGAUUCCCAUUAGUGCUCUUACUCAAAAAGCAUCAGCGCCUACAGCAUCCUCAAAUACACCUUUUGCUGCAUCUACUACUGCCAGCAAUACUGCUACAGAUCCUCCUAUGAAAAGAGCUGCUCUAAGAAGAGAAAAAUUAGAGGCGCGUAUUAGAGAAUCAAAAUAUAACGUUGAAGCAUGGAAUGCAUUGAUCAAUGAUAUACAACAGACGGGCGAUUUGGAUGCUAUUCGAGACGUCUAUGAACGAUUCUUGAGCGUGUUUCCUACUUCGCCUAAACACUGGCUUGCCUAUCUUGAGUUGGAAUUGAAGUAUUCCAAUUUCAAUGAAGUAGAGGCUUUAUUUACUCGUUGUCUUAAAACUGUGUUGUCUGUUGAUCUCUGGAAAUUUUAUCUUGGUUAUAUCCGUCGCAUAAACCUCAGGGAAAGCGGUUCUGCUGUGACUCCAGAAGCUAGAUCUAUCAUUGAAAAAGCGUAUGAGUAUGUGUUGAGUAACGUUGGUAUUGACAAAGAAGCUGGACCUAUUUGGGCUGAUUACAUCUAUUUCUUAAAGUCUACUGAGACUUCAAAUACUUGGGAAGAACAACGGAAGAUGGAUUCAAUGCGUCGUGCAUAUCAAAAGGCCGUGACGAUUCCUUUAAAUAACGUUGAACAUCUUUGGAAAGAAUAUGAUCAAUGGGAAAAUAGCUUGAACAGAUUGACUGCCAAAAAGUUCUUGGGCGAGAAAUCCUCAGCUUAUAUGACUGCUCGAACAGCUUUGCGUGAAAUGCGAUUAUUGACCGAGGGUAUCAACACAAACGCGGUUGCUUUACCUCCUCAGUGGACAGAAUCAGAGAUUCAUCAAUUAGAGCUGUGGAAGAAGUAUAUUGAUUGGGAAAAAAGUGACCCUCUUCGUCUAGAGGACAAUGCUGCUGUGUUGGAACGUGUAGCAUACGCCUAUCAACAAGCUUUUCUUGUUUUACGAUUCUAUCCUGAACUUUGGCAUGAUUUUGCAUCUUACUAUCUCGAGCAGGACAAGACAGAUAAGGCUGCGGCUAUUUACAAGCAGGCAAUUGAAGUCAUGCCUUCGAGUCUCUUGCUGAACUUUUCUUUUGCCGAGCUUUGUGAGUCAAGAAAGCAAAUAGACGAGGCACGUCAAGUGUACAAUGAUCUUGUGGAUAGAUUAGAAAAGGAACAUGAAGAACUUAAGCAGACCGCUCAAAAGGAGAUAAAUAAACUUCAGCAAGAAGCCGAAGAAGAACGUACUGCAAUGAACUUGUCUGACGAUAUCGACGGUGAAGUCAGAGAGCAGCUACGUAUUCGAGAAAAGAAUGUAAAGAAGAAGCAGAGUGAAGUCGAAGCCAAGAUGAACGAAGAAGUCAAUGUGAUCGCCCGCGCUGGAUCUUUGGUUUGGAUCUGUUAUAUGCGAUUCGCCCGUCGAACUGAGGGUAUCACAAGUGCUCGUGCUUUGUUUUCUAGAGCGCGCAAAUCUAGCAACUGCACCUACCAUGUCUAUGUUGCGAAUGCUCUUAUGGAAUAUCAUAACUCAAAGAAGGCUGACGUUGCCGGCAAAGUGUUUAGUUUGGGACAAAAGUCGUUUGGAGACAACCCCGACUUUGUCUGUCAACAUUUGGAUUUCUUGAUUCAGAUGAAUGACGACAACAACACACGUGCCUUGUUUGAGCGUACUUUAGCAACGAUGCCACUUGAAAAAGCAAUGCCCAUCUGGCUCAAGUUCUUGGACUAUGAAAACAAGUAUGGAGACUUUGCCAGUGUUCAAAAUGUUGAAAAGCGAAGAUUAGAAGCCAUGGGAUCGAGCACGUCGUCUAUAGAAUCCUUUUUGAUCAGACAUAGCUAUUUGGACAUUCAUAACAUUGAAGAGUACGAGUUGGGCGGUUUGAAGGUCCAUAAGCCUGCUGUCGUAGAAGCACCUCCAGCUGCAACGGCCCCUGCUGAGUCGCCUACUGCAACUAUUCCUCUUGAGGCACUCCCUGUUCAACCUACGAUUGUGAACAGCGAUCGAACAAAAGAGAAGAGACCGCUUCUGGAACCUGUCCAUCCUGAGCGAUAUCCCCGUCCGGAUUUAGGCCAAUGGCAAAACUUCAAGCCAGCUGCUGACGGAAAUCGUCGUGUGAACAAUGUGCCCAUUCCUCUACCCACGAUCCCUUCCAUGGCUGGUACGAUACCUGAUGUAUCAAAGAAGAUGGAUAUUCCCUUACAGCAGCAAGCGUCUCCUGUACAGCCUCCUGUGAAUACGCCUCAACAACAGCAGAAGCAACAAGCCAUGCCUUCGUGGACACCUCCUGUACAACAACAGCGAACUCCCCUCCCAGACGCUGUAAAUUAUUUUGUAUCAAAUCUCCCGCCUGCACAUACAUUUGAUGGUCCUGUUAUUCAAGCUGGUGAACUGGUUGAUUUAUUACGCAAUAUUAUUUUGCCUUUGCCACCUCAAGGCACAAUGGCAUCACAGCGUAAUCUAUCACAGCCUCCGAUGAGAAACGCUCCUAUGCCUCCUUCAAGAGACACAGGGAGAGGAAAUUAUGGGUAUGCUCGACAACGUACAGGAGGCGGAGGAAAGUCUAGAACGGGAGGUAACAUGGGAAGAGCUGGUGGAGGUGGUAAAAAGCGAAGAGGAAGAGAUGAUUAUGAUGAUGACUAUCAAGGACAAAAAGGUGUUGGGCCUAAUAGACCACCCGAGUUUGAUUUAUUUAGACAAAGACAAGUAAAAAGACACAGAGACGAUCCUAAUUACUAA
This is a messenger RNA of Rhizopus microsporus ATCC 52813, 3198 nucleotides long. RefSeq names its product Suf-domain-containing protein. Lineage: Eukaryota; Fungi; Mucoromycota; Mucoromycetes; Mucorales; Rhizopodaceae. The record is from RefSeq and is a predicted model, not a curated record. The coding region runs from base 1 to 3198 and encodes 1065 amino acids. Gene Ontology annotation, cellular component: nucleus. The transcript has 7 exons. Gene Ontology annotation, biological process: mRNA 3'-end processing. Gene Ontology annotation, molecular function: protein binding; mRNA binding.